Messenger RNA from Chironomus riparius, 1261 nucleotides. The record is from the annotation of a GenBank genome assembly. Lineage: Eukaryota; Metazoa; Arthropoda; Insecta; Diptera; Chironomidae.
GAAGAGAAAUAUUUUCAUGACAGGAAGGAAAUGAAAAAAAUAUAUUUUCUCUCAACUCCUACAAACUUUCUCAUUUUGUAUCCAGGGAUAUUUUGAUACGAUGAAAUGCUUUGAAUUUAUGUAUCUGCAUAGCGACAUAAUUCGUCAAGUUUCAUUCUCAAACAACUUAAAUAGCAUAAUAUCAGCAUCUGAGAGUACAUUGACAUCGGAUGCUUACCUGCCGGGCGUCAUAAUUACCAAUCUUAGCAUUCAAAAGUCUCAAACUGUCUUCAAGAUGAACAACGGCACGACAUGUUUUGCUCUUGACGAAAGUUCACAAACUUUGGCAACAGGUGGACCUGAUACCAUUUUGAGAUUAUGGGAUAUCAAGGAGCCAUCCAUACCGAAGGCUAUUUUAAUUGGACACACGGCUGGCAUUGUCUACAUCUUCUUUCAAGAUGAUUCAAAAUUAUACACGAUUGAUAAGUUGAAGUUCAUAAAAAUCUGGAACGUUGAGCUGGAGAGCUUACAGCAAACAUUUGCGGGCCUUAAGCCAAUUUUUCCAAAAGAUUUACCAAUAAUUACAUUUUACAAUGAUGCAAAAAGAGAGUUGAUUGCAUCUGGAAAGAGAAUUGCCACAUUGAAAUGUAAUCCACGCAUAAAUCCAGACACAUCCGAUGGCAUAACACAUACGACGCCUGUUACAUUAAUACUGUUCAAUGAACUCUAUCAGUUCCUUGCUAGUUGCGGCUCCGACAGCACUAUUAUAGUAUGGGAUUUGUGGCGAGGUCGAAAGGUGAAUUGGAUUUUCCGAGCACAUACAAAGUUAGAGCAUGGUGAAGUCGUAACAAUUAAAAUUUCUGCUGGGUGCUUUGACACUAAACAUCAAUACUUAUUGACGGGCGGUGAGGAUGGAUCAAUGAAAAUAUGGAAUAUGAAUGAAGGCCUUUGUGUUCGAACGCUUCGCGUUGAUUCCUUCGUUAGAAAUGUUUUCUGGACUAAUAAUCGAAUUUUUGCAAUUAGUGACAUUGUAACUGAGUUUAUUGACAACAACGAUUACAAACAGCAGAUUAAUAUUGGAAAAAUUUGGACAAGUUAUCAUGCUGGAAAAAUCACAUCUGCUUCAUUACGUUAUCCCGAUGCUGUCGUCACUGCCUGCUGUCAUGGUGAUUUGAUUUUUUGGAAUUACGAAAAUGGUCAACCAUACAUGAGAUUCAAUAUGAAUAUGCCUACACAACGACUGCAAAUUGUUUAUCAAAAAAAUAAUAACAUAAAAACGUAA